Molecule: messenger RNA, 1242 nt
Organism: Fusarium pseudograminearum CS3096
Lineage: Eukaryota; Fungi; Ascomycota; Sordariomycetes; Hypocreales; Nectriaceae
Exons: 1
Coding region: 1-1242 (413 amino acids)
Biological process (GO): protein folding
Molecular function (GO): Hsp90 protein binding
Source: RefSeq, a predicted model, not a curated record
AUGCAUAUCGAAGAGAUCAGCGAUAAGAUGGAAGAGUCUCUGAAGGUCUCUCAACCACAGCAGACCACACCAGAGGCUCAACCCAGCGCAGCCGAUGCGACAAAGCCACAACUUCCGCCAGCCCACGCCAUGGCCAGCGGGAAGACUGUGGACGAAGUAUGGGAAGACCUUAACAAGUCGCCGCUUUUCAUGACGGAUCUUGACGCCAAUGAAGAGAACGACGACAUCGCGGCUUUACAGGCCCUUGCCUAUGAGGGCACUCCCCUUGAGAACGGCCAGGAGUUCAAGGAACGCGGAAAUGAGUACUUCAAGAUCAAGAACUACGUUGAUGCCAAGGAAUUCUAUGGAAAGGGUGUCGCUAUCCUUGCGGGUGAGGAGCGCAAGCGCGCGAGGGGCGAGCAGACCAAGAACCAGGAGGGUGUGAUGGACACGGAAGUGGAGAUUCAGAAGCAGCGAGAGACACUCGAGGCUUUGUACGUCAAUCGUGCGGCUUGCCAUCUUUCUGUCAAAAAUUAUCGUAGCUGUUGGCUUGACUGUGCUGCGGCGCUGCGCCUCAACCCUCGCAACAUCAAGGCCUACUUCCGCAGCGCUCGAGCUCUUCUCGCUGUGGAUCGCAUCGAGGAGGCCGAUGAUGUAUGCGCUCGUGGUCUUUCACUAGAUGAGUCAAACGCAUCACUCCGAGCUGUGGCAGACGACAUCAUCAAGCGAGCCAAGGAAAUCGAUGCACGACGCAAGAGGGACGCAGAGCGCGAAGCCAAAGAGAAGCGACGAGCGCUGCUCAUCAAGGCGGCUUUGCGAGCGAGGAACAUCCCCACGCGCACAACACCCCAACCCCCAGAGAUGGAAGACGCGGGUAUUGCGCUUCUACCAGACCCCGAUGACCCACGCAGCACGCUUGCUUUCCCGACGGUCCUGCUGUACCCUCUCCACCUGGAGUCUGAUUUCGUCAAGGCGUUUGAGGAGACACAUUCGCUUGAGGAUCACCUGAGCUACAUCUUUCCUUUGCCGUGGGACAAGGAGGGUGCUUAUACAACUGCAGGCGUGGAAGCCUUUGUGGAGACUACGCAGGGCGGUUUGCUCAAAAUGGGUAAGCGAGUGCCGUUGCUCAAGGUUCUGGGCACAGGCAAGGUUGAGGUUGUCGAUGAGGUUGUGAGGAUUUUCGUUGUCCCCAAGGAUAAGGCUGAAGCCUGGACAAAGGAGCACAAGGCGAAACGGGCAGCCGAGAAGGGGAAGGCGAGCUGA